Messenger RNA from Chroicocephalus ridibundus (black-headed gull), 327 nucleotides. Its product is annotated as claw keratin-like. The record is from RefSeq and is a predicted model, not a curated record. Gene Ontology annotation, cellular component: intermediate filament. Bases 1 to 327 code for a protein of 108 amino acids. NCBI's taxonomy places the organism in Eukaryota, Metazoa, Chordata, Aves, Charadriiformes, Laridae. Gene Ontology annotation, molecular function: structural constituent of cytoskeleton. The transcript has a single exon.
AUGGUGCACUCCUUAAGCCCGUGCACUGACGGCAGUGCCUCCCCGUGUGGGGUGGCUGUGCCACAGCCCAUCGCUGACAGCUGCAACGAGCCCUGUGUUCGUCAGUGUCCUGACUCCAGGGUGGUGAUCUACCCUCCGCCAGUGGUUGUGACCUUCCCUGGCCCCAUCCUCAGCACCUUCCCCCAGCAGAGCGUCGUGGGAUCUGUGGGAGCUCCUGAAGUUGGAACUGGCCUCAGUGCUGCUACCCAUGCACCUGGGGGCUUACACGUUUAUGGUGGGGCAAGAUGGGGACGGGGAUACCCGAUUGGAAGCUGUAGACCAUGCUAA